Messenger RNA from Oxyura jamaicensis (ruddy duck), 895 nucleotides. Its product is annotated as RNA-binding protein FUS-like. Gene Ontology annotation, molecular function: RNA binding; transcription coregulator activity. Gene Ontology annotation, biological process: regulation of DNA-templated transcription. Gene Ontology annotation, cellular component: nucleus. NCBI's taxonomy places the organism in Eukaryota, Metazoa, Chordata, Aves, Anseriformes, Anatidae. The annotation marks the transcript as partial. The record is from RefSeq and is a predicted model, not a curated record. The transcript is spliced from 6 exons.
CGUGUUGUCCCGCCUCCCUCCCCCCCCGCAGACCAACAAGAAGACGGGGCAGCCCAUGAUCAACCUCUACACGGACCGCGAGACCGGCAAGCUGAAGGGGGAGGCCACGGUCUCCUUCGACGACCCCCCCUCGGCCAAGGCCGCCAUCGACUGGUUCGACGGCAAAGAGUUCUCCGGCAACCCCAUCAAGGUUUCCUUCGCCACCCGCCGCGCCGACUUCAACCGCGGCGGCGGCGGCGGCCGGGGCGGCCGCGGCCGGGGAGGCCCCAUGGGGCGCGGAGGCUUCGGCGGCGGCAACAGCGGCUCGGGCGGCGGCAACCGCGGCGGCUUCCCCAGCGGCGGCGGCGGGCAGCAGCGAGCGGGCGACUGGAAGUGCCCCAACCCGGCCUGCGAGAACAUGAACUUCUCGUGGCGCAACGAAUGCAACCAGUGCAAGGCCCCCAAACCCGACGGCCCCGGCGCGCCCCACAUGGGGGGGAAAUACCCCGGCGGCGGCCGCGGCGGCGGCGGCAACCACAUGGGAGGAGGAGGAGGAGGAGGAGGAUUCGGAGAGGAGCGGCGAGGAGGGAGAGGAGGAUUCGAUCGCGGCGGCUUCCGAGGGGGCCGCGGAGGAGACCGGGGAGGAUUCCGAGGGGGGCGAGGGGGAGACCGGGGAGGAUUCGGGCCCGGGAAGAUGGACUCGAGGGGCGACCACCGGCAGGACCGCCGCGAGAGGCCAUAUUGACCCCCCUUGGCUCCGCCCCCUCCGCCAUUUUUUACUCCAAGCCCCGCCCCCCGGGGCCUUGGCCCCGCCCCCGGGGGCCUUGGCCCCGCCCCUUGAGGCCGUGGCCCCGCCCCCACCCUGCUUUUAACCCUUUCCUCCCCCCGCUCCCAAUUAACGGGUGGGGGGCUGACG